Messenger RNA from Populus euphratica (Euphrates poplar), 798 nucleotides. Its product is annotated as HSP20-like chaperones superfamily protein. The record is from RefSeq and is a predicted model, not a curated record. The transcript has 2 exons. NCBI's taxonomy places the organism in Eukaryota, Viridiplantae, Streptophyta, Magnoliopsida, Malpighiales, Salicaceae. Bases 149 to 619 code for a protein of 156 amino acids.
AUGAUGUUUAUCCCCCUUUUUUCUUAGCAACCAAACAGUCAAGUCAAGCUAUUUUGUAAGCUGUAGUUAGUCAUUCUCUCUUUUUACUGCCUAACUUUCCCAGCAAACAUACUAGCUGGCUACAAAGCAAGAAGAAUUUUUUGGGAAGAUGAGCCGAGUAGUAGAUGAAGAUGUGUUUGAUGCAGUGAACCACUUGUUUAGCUUCCCUGAAAGCUUUGAGAAGUUGAUGUUUCAUCCGCGGUCGAGUGAUCAUACAACCAAUGAAAUCAGGAGCAGUAGUAAUCCCGUCGACAUUUUGGAUGCUCCCAAAGAUUAUGUCUUCUACAUGGAUGUCCCUGGCUUGUCCAAGUCUGAUAUCCAGGUUACUGUUGAAGAUGAGAAUACUCUGGUGAUCAAAAGCGGAGGGAAGAGGAAACGCGAAGAUGGUGAUGAGGAAGGCUGCAAGUACAUCAGGCUUGAAAGGAAGGCACCUCAGAAGCUGAUUAGAAAGUUCCGGUUGCCUGAAAAUGCCAAUGUGUCUGCCAUCACUGCUAAAUGCGAAAAUGGGGUUUUAACCGUGGUUGUUGGGAAGCAUCCUCCGCCACCCAAACCUAAGACGGUUGAAGUUACCAUCUCCUGAAAGAAAUUAAGGAGACUGGAAGAUGAUGAGGAGUUAGUUAGGUUAACGAGCACGAAGGGCUUUGUCCAGCUUGUGUUGUUGAAUUGAUGUAGCGGAUGAUUUUGUGACUGAGGAAGAUGCAAGGAAAUAGUGUAGUGUCUUAAUUCGAAGCCAAAUUACUUUGAAAUGUACUGGUGUUC